Messenger RNA from Dermatophagoides farinae (American house dust mite), 1981 nucleotides. It is a transcript of the gene papi, whose product is annotated as tudor and KH domain containing protein papi. NCBI's taxonomy places the organism in Eukaryota, Metazoa, Arthropoda, Arachnida, Sarcoptiformes, Pyroglyphidae. Gene Ontology annotation, cellular component: P granule. The record is from RefSeq and is a predicted model, not a curated record. Gene Ontology annotation, molecular function: RNA binding. Gene Ontology annotation, biological process: piRNA processing; spermatogenesis; P granule organization.
UUGAUUUUAUAUUUUGAGCGUGUAUUCUUCCUAGGCACUUUUUGAUAAACGCAUUAAGCAUACGACAGCAAAAAUCUCCGAUGUUAUGACAUCGGAAGGAUCAUCAUCCAUCAAAAAAAAGUGUAUCCAAUACAUUCAUCACAUGCUAUUUAGAAUGUCUUGUUUAUCGAAAAGUUUAUUCUGGUUCGGUGGUAUUGGUGCAUCAUUGAUUCUUGCUUAUGGUUCAAUUUAUUUAUUCUUUGCUAAUCGUGAUGACGAUGAAGAUGAUUUUGAUGAUGAUGAUCAAUUUAAAUUCAAUAAAACUGGUCAUGUAAAUGAUAAAGAUCAAUCAAAUAAGCUUUUCGUGCAUAUUGAUAAUGGAUCAGAUACAAUGUCGGAUGAUUCAUCAAUUGAAAUUAUUUUGCUUUAUAAACGUGUUCCAAAUUCGGUAUUCGAACAGAAUGAUUGUUUCAUACAGAUUCAAUAUCAAACUGAUACGAAAAUUAAAGAAGAAAAAAUUAUUGAUAAUUCAUUCGAAAGCGACACUGAACAAGAAUCGAUUGGUGGUACAACGGUCAAAUAUCGAAAUAUUUCAAUACAAGGAUUCCAUAAAAAUGUUAUGCAAGCAUCACGUCGUAUUGAUCAACUAGUCAGAUCCGUCCCUCCAAUUGAAUGUACAAAAUUCGAAAUUCUAUCAACUAAAUUGCCAUUAAUAAUGGGAGUGAAUGGCAGUACGAUUAAAUCGUUGACAAAAUGUUCUGGAGCUGAAAUUCGAAUCAAUCAACCUGCUUAUAAUAAACAAUUUAUCACUGUUGAUAUUUAUGGAACUCGUGAUCAAAUUAAAAUGGCAUAUAAUCUUAUCGAAGAAUUGUUGGAUCAAGAACGACGAUUUCAUCGACAACAAUCGACAUCUGAUCAAAUUCAAAUAAUCAACCUUGAUGAUGACGGGGAUUAUGAUAUGCUCAAAUCAUUCGAAACAUUUGAAUUGUCCAGUGAUUUAGCCAUUAUGGGCGAUAAUCAUCCCCAAUAUAUUCAACAACAACAGCUAACAACCAAUGAUUCAUCAUUAGAGACAUUCAUUCAACAUCGAACAUCAUUAUCAAUGGAACGAAUUUCCUAUAUGACUGAAUCAUUGGAUGUGAUCGAUGAUCAUGAUCGUUCAAUUUCGCCAUCAAUAUUGCCACCAGUUCAAGUGUUUGUUUCAUAUAUCGAUAAUCCUAGCUCAUUCUAUGUGCAAAUCAAUGAAAAUAGGCGUAGCAUCCGUCUUGAUGAAUUGAUGGAAAAAAUGAAAAAAUUUUAUUCAAAUAUCGAGAAUCAAUUAGCAUGUCGAUGUGAUCGUCGUACGUUGAAAAUAAACGAUAUUGUCGCAAUAAAAGUUGACGAUGAUAAUUCAGCUGAAAAAUUUUAUCGUGGUUAUAUCAUAGAUUGUUUGGAUGGGGAAAAAUUUUCAGUAUUCUAUGGUGAUUUUGGAAUCACUGCUCAACAUUCGGCAAAUUCUUUGUUCUAUUUAAAUGAUAAUUUUCUCACUCGAUUACCAUUUCAAGCUAUUCGAUGUUCACUUAAUGAUAUUGAUCACAUAUCUCCAAACGAAUGGUCUGCCGAAGAAAUUAAAUAUUUUCGUGAAUUAACACGUGAAGGUUUAUGGGAAUCGGUCAUCAGUAUUCGAUGCCAUGAAUAUCGUAACGACAAUAAUAAUGAUGGACGGCGAAUAUUUCUGGUAGAAAUGUUCAGUAAACUACCUCAUCAAUUGAUGACAAAAAAUGUUGGAAAGAAAUUGUUGCAAUUACUUAAUCGACGAAAAAAAAGUAUUCAACUCAAUGUAUGAAUAAUGGAAUAAUACCCGUACCAAAAAAUACAAAAAAAUCGUUCAAAUCCUUGAAUUAAUUGUGAUAUAUUAGGAUACUUGACUCGAAUUUUUUUUCGUGACUUUUUUCAAUCUUAUUAUCUUGUUUAACUUAAUUUUCUCUAAUUAUUUGAUUGAUAUUUUUGUGAUAAAAUAAUU